AGCGGUAACUUGCCUUCGAAAAAUAAAAGAGUGUGAACGGAGCGAAAAACCGACAGCCGUUGAUAAGAUUUCAUUAAAACCAAUAUAUAUAAAUAAAUGCGUUUAAGAUGCUUUUAACGGAGAAUAGCUACGAAUUGCUUUAAAUAUGUUCAGAUUAAUAUUUUCUCUUAAUGUUUUCAUUAUUCUUUUGUACAAUAACUGUGCGAAAACCAUUCUUGUCGAGGAGAUAACCAAAUGGACGUUGGGGAAUGAAUCCUCCUCCCUGAGGAUUGACGUGCCCCGACUGCCAAGCGGAGUAUACACAGCGCUGAAGGAUACCUACGGAGACUUGCUAGCCCCGGGAAACGACGUGUCCUUGCGGUGGAUAGCCAACCAGUCGUGGAUUUACAGCGCCGGCUUCGACAGCGCAGAAAUGGGACACGACAACCAGGUGAACCUGACGCUCCACGGCAUCGACACCGUUUCCAGGGUGCGCUUAAAUGGAGAGCUGCUUGGGGAGACGGACAACAUGUUCGUCCGCUACUCGUUCGCCAUCGGCCACCUGCUGCUGCCCAGCCCCAGUCACAACUCCCUGGAGAUUGAGAUCCUAUCGCCCCUGCAGGAGGCCCACAGGCGCGCCCGGGAACUGGAGGACCUGGGCGUCACUACCGGGCCCAUGAGCUGCCCCAGGGCCCGAGGCGACGUCGAGUGCCGGCGAAACUACUUGCGCAAGAUGCAAAUGAGUUUUGGCGGCGAGUGGAACCCAGCAGCCCUUUCCUCGGGCAUAUGGAAGCCGGUGGUGGUGGAGUACUACGCGGUGGCAGUGCUUCGCGACAUUGAUGUGGCCAUUAACCGGAACGACACCCACUGGACCAUGGAUUGCCGGGCCUUCCUCAGCUCACCUGCGUCGGAGGACUUUUACGCCCAAUUGGUGGUUUAUGCCAAUGAGCUCUUGGAUGAACGCUUUGUACUCGAGAAGAAAGUGGUCUCCUUCAAGUCGCCAGUGCUGGAGUUUAAGAUACACAUCCCGCAGGAUCGGGUUACCCUGUGGUGGCCCAAUGGCUAUGGGAAGCAGAAGCUCUAUCCAGUCCUUUUCUCAGUAAAGUGCUAUACCAGCGAGGAGGGUCCCACCCUAAGCUCGCGCACUGAAUCCCAGAAGCUAUUGAAGAUUGGGUUCCGCACCAUACAGCUGGUCGAGGAUAAAGACGACAUUGGCAGGACCUUUUUCUUCCGCGUCAACGGACACCCGAUCUUCAUGAAGGGGGCGAACUAUGUACCUGCCCACACACUUCCGGAGUUAUCAUCGGAUGCGGACAAGGUUGAAUACCUGCUUAAGGCUGCACACGAUGCCAACAUGAACAUGAUUCGCGUAUGGGGUGGUGGUCUAUACGAGUCGGACACCUUCUACAACUUGGCGGACUUCUACGGACUGCUAGUGUGGCAGGAUAUGGCCUUUUCCCAAGCAGCUUAUCCCCUGGCGAAUGAAUUUGUGGAAUCGGUGUGCGUGGAGACGGUGCAGAACGCACAGCGCCUCUCAUAUCAUCCCAGUUUAUCCUUGAUCGUUACCAACAAUGAGAUCGAGCUGUUCCUGGCGACUAACAAAUCCGACUUUGGGGAAAGCGCCGCACAACUGGAAUCCGAUUACAAAGCUUUGUUCACUGACAGGAUAAUGGAAGAGUUGAAAGUAAUCACUCGGAAAGAUUUCAGUCCACGCCCUGGCCCCAUGAUCUCCACUCCUUCACUGGGUAUCGCAGAGACCGGCCAGAAUCUGGAGAUCAACUUGCAAAGUCCAAAUUAUGGUGAUGUGCACAUUUGGGGGGACAAAGACGGUUUCAGCCCCGACACUUAUCCACACGCCCGUUUUGUUUCGGAGUUUGGUUACGCCAGUCUUCCAGUGAUGUCCUCGUGGCAGCGGGCUCUGGGAGACGGGGCAGAAGGAAGCAGCCAAGAAAUUGCGGACCUCAUUCGGAGCCGUCAGCACGAUCCCAAGGGGUUCAUACCGAUGCUCCAAUCUAUAGCCUACCAACUGCCGUUUGUCCCCCAGAAUUGGGAUAAGAAUAUCGAGAAAUUCAUUUACUUUAGCCAGGUGGCUCAGGCCAUGACGACCAAAACGGCGGUUGAUGUAUUUCGUAGCCUACGCGGCGGAAACCACACGAUGGGUGCUCUUGUUUGGCAGCUUAACGAUGUUUGGGUGGCGCCCACAUGGUCCUGCAUCGACUUCUAUGGCAACUUGAAAAUGGUCUACUACUGGGCCACGGAGUUCCUGGCCCCGACGAGCGUUAUAGCGCUGUACGACAGCAACUCGGACAGCCUCAACAUCACCCUCACCAGGGAGGACUUCGCAGAGCACAAGGACUCGCAGCUUUACUAUGUGCUGGUCAACACGUAUCUAUGGACGGACUUGGUGGCCAAAAAAACGAUAGCUCGCGCUUUUGGACUCGGCUCCAAUGAUAUUGAAGUGCGGCAAAUACCACUGGAAUAUUUGCUGUUCGAAAACCAUUCGAAGCAGGAAAUAUUUUUGGAAGUGGUUCUGGAGGACGAACAUGGCGAGCCCGUGGCUAGGAACUUUUUUUAUCCGGUGCCUUUGAAAAACAUUGUGGGCAUAAAAGAUCCAGGAUUAACACUAGAAGUUUCAGGCCAAGACUGCAGAACGGCAACAUCGCCCUUUGCCAAUAGCUUCAGUCUGCGCAUUACAGUGAAGUCCCCAGCACUACUUGUAUACCUUGAGUUGUCCCACCCGGACUACAUUGAAGAGCAGCACAAGUUCUCGACGAAUGGCUUUACUCAGAUACAGCCAAAGAAAACCAUUCACUUAGUUUUCGAAAACGACUCCAAAUGCUUGACGUUAACUUCAGGUCACAUUAGAGUUCAGACGAUAAAUCAAUAUUUAAUAUGAAUUAUGCUUUAACAAGUAAUAUACUUUAUUGUAUCAAAAAAUAUACAAAUAAAAUCGUAUAAAGGAUUUCUA
Molecule: messenger RNA, 2947 nt
Organism: Drosophila rhopaloa
Lineage: Eukaryota; Metazoa; Arthropoda; Insecta; Diptera; Drosophilidae
Product: beta-mannosidase-like
Exons: 10
Coding region: 146-2875 (909 amino acids)
Biological process (GO): glycoprotein catabolic process
Molecular function (GO): beta-mannosidase activity
Source: RefSeq, a predicted model, not a curated record